This is a messenger RNA of Eurytemora carolleeae, 2246 nucleotides long. Its product is annotated as gelsolin, cytoplasmic. Gene Ontology annotation, biological process: actin polymerization or depolymerization; barbed-end actin filament capping; actin filament severing. Bases 16 to 2136 code for a protein of 706 amino acids. The record is from RefSeq and is a predicted model, not a curated record. Lineage: Eukaryota; Metazoa; Arthropoda; Copepoda; Calanoida; Temoridae. Gene Ontology annotation, molecular function: phosphatidylinositol-4,5-bisphosphate binding; actin filament binding. Gene Ontology annotation, cellular component: cytoplasm; actin cytoskeleton. The transcript is spliced from 30 exons.
UUUUCAUUUCUUAAAAUGGUGUUUGAGAAUGCUGGAAAGAAGGAAGGACUUGAGAUUUGGAGGAUAGAGGAUUUCUCCCCUGUAGAAUAUACUACUGGAGAGUUGGGGAAAUUCUACAUUGGAGACUCUUAUAUCAUUCUUAGAACUCAGAAUUUUGGUGGAAAGUUGUCCUGGACUUUACAUUUCUGGCUCGGAGCUGAAACUUCUCAGGAUGAAUCUGGAGCAGCAGCAAUGCUAGCUGUAGAACUAGAUGAUCAACUUGGUGGAGUACCCGUACAGUACAGAGAGGUUCAAGGAAGCGAGUCAGCUAAGUUUGUCUCACAUUUUCCUAAGGGACUACGGUAUCUACCUGGAGGAGUAAAGAGUGGAUUCAAGCAUGUUGAUCCUGAUCAGGUUGAAAAGAGAUUGUUUAAAGUGAAAGGAAAGCGUGCCGUUAAAGUGGAACAGGUUGACGUGUCUGUAGCAAGCAUGAACAAAUCUGAUUGUUUUAUGCUGGAUUGUGGAAAAGGACAUUCUAUUCUAGUUUUUAUGCCACCAGGAGCCAGGAAGAUGGAGAAGUUCAAAGCUAUUCAGAUUGCUAACGAACUCCGUGAUGAAGACCAUGCUGGUGAUGCUGAGGUGGAGGUAGUUGAUGAGUUUUCUGAAAAUAUGGAUAAAUUCUUCUCUGAGCUUGGAUCUGGAAGUGUAGAUGAUCUGCAGGAGGCAGAGGAGGAUACUGAUGAAGCUUCUGACUUAACAGUUCUAAGAGAGAAGAAGAUGUAUGUUUUGAUAACUUUUGAGUUUGUGUCCGGGCCACCCUUCAAGCAAACAAUGCUAGAUAAUACGGACGUUUUUCUCUUGGUAGGAGGUGGAACUAACAUAUUUCUGUGGAUUGGAAAGGCUGCAAGUAAAGAGGAGAAGUUGGCUGCGAUGAGUGCUGCGGAACAUUUUCUCAAGAAUUCUGAUAUUAUCAGCUCAGCUGCAAGGAUUGUUCGUAUUCUGGAAGGACUAGAGACUGCAAUGUUUAAGCAGUAUUUCACUGCCUGGAACGAGAUUGACGAUGAUAGUCCUAAAACUUAUUCUAAUAUUGCAGACUGGAAGGUUGAAGAUCUGCAUACUGAGAAUAUGAAAAGGAUAGAACGUGCUGCAGGAUCAACUCCAGGAUUUUUGCCUGAUGAUGGAACAGGAGAGAAAAAAAUAUGGAGAGUAGAGAACCUUGAUCUGAAACCAGUUGAGGAUGAAGUAGAGCAUCUGUUUGGAGGGGACAGCUAUGUUAUUCAGUACACUGCUCCUAACAUCAGCAUUAUCUAUUUUUGGCAGGGGUUAAAAAGCACAACUGAUGAAAGGGCGGCAAGCGCCAUCUUUGCCGCCAAGAUGGAUAACGAAGAUUUUGGCGGGAAAGCUGUACAGAUCCGAGUGGUUCAAGGACAGGAACCUAGACAUUUCCUCAGAAUUUUUCCAGGUUGCUUAGCCAUAUUUUCAGGAGGAAAAGCUUCAGGAUUUAAGAACGUCCAUGAUAGGGAUGAGUAUGAUGAGGAUGGGGUAUAUCUCUACAGAAUAAGAUCUGUGAGCUCUGAUGCUAGGGAUGCUAGAGCAGAACAGGUCGAGGAAAAGGCGGAACAGCUUUCCUCUGACGAUGUUUUCCUUCUGGAAACUAAAGAAAAGAACUGGAUCUGGACUGGGAAGGAGAGUAGUUCUCAAGAACUGGAGAUAGCAAAACAAUUCUUUAAUAAGUUCAGUGGAUCAAGACCUCAUAAGGAACUCCUGGUAGUAGACGAGGGUAAUGAGGAUGAACUGUUCUGGACUGCACUAGGAGGAAAACAAGAAUACAACCAACCAGAAACAAAACCUGUUUUGCCCCCCCGACUCUUUCACGUGACAAAGCUUGGAUCAGGAAAAACCAGAGCUUUGGAAAUAUUCAACUUUACUAAACAGGAUCUGGUUGAUGAUGACGUCAUGAUCCUUGAUACAGGAAGAGAGAUUAUUAUCUGGGUUGGAAAGAAUUCAACCAAAGAAGAGAAGGAUGUUGCUAUGAAGAUGGCUGAGGAGUAUCUGGAUUCAGACCCUUCUUACAGGGACUCCAGCAACACGGUGAUUCUACAGUGUGCAGAGGGGGCAGAGCCACAACUUUUUAAAUCUUUUAUCUCAGGGUUUUAAACCUAUAUAUGUUAAUGGUUAUGAUUAACCCUCAGAACAUUUAUGCUUUUUUGCCUUUUACUUAAAAUAUUUAAUGAUUGACAAGCUUAAAAUAAAAUAAUUUUUUUGCA